Molecule: messenger RNA, 1403 nt
Organism: Clupea harengus (Atlantic herring)
Lineage: Eukaryota; Metazoa; Chordata; Actinopteri; Clupeiformes; Clupeidae
Gene: ier3
Product: immediate early response 3
Biological process (GO): negative regulation of apoptotic process
Source: RefSeq, a predicted model, not a curated record
ACUGUCUUCUCAUUUCAGCGCUCAUGCUGUGACAUUACAACUGAAAUUACUAGGAAUGUACUUUUUCCCCUUGGGCAAUUUCAGUGUUGGCUCAUAAGGGAGUGGCUUUCUCUAUGGGCGUCUCUAAAAAGGCUAAAAAACUACAUAUAUAUAGACCUGCAGAGCCAGCUACUGUUAGAAGUCACUUGGCUGACAAGACAUAGAGCGAAGAGAAAAAAAAAACGCUACCAUGUAUACGAGAUCAGACAGCAUUGUAUUGUCUUUACCGACAAACAACUUUUUACAAGAUAGUUUUUCCUUCAGCUCAAUGCCACGUAGCAAAGAACCAGAGAUUUUCACCUUCGACCAUAUUCCUGCUCAGGUUCAGCACCGACCCGCUGCGGUUACCCGCCAGCGACGGAAAAACACACGGGUCAUGUACCCAUCGAAUGUCCGUAAAUACCUUCCACCAGUUGAGAAGAGUGCUGCCAAGCGCUGGCUGGUGAUCCUGUGCCUGGUGGUGUUCCUGCAGAUCUGGACCGAGGAGGGUGUCAUUGACACUCAGACCGACGGCGCCGUCUCUGACUCGGCGUGCGAAGAGACGACCUUCGCUCAGUACCAGGUCCUACCAUUCCAGUCCGCCGAGGAACAGGCGCGCCAGAUGAGGAGCAUCUCGGUUGAGUCCCAAGUGAACGAGCAGGAGCGUGUUUCCAGCGAACAAAACUCAUGGAGCCUGCUGCUCAACACCACUUGCCCGAGCUGCACUGAAGAAAUCAAGUGCUCGCCUGAGCAAAGCACGAGCCAUGGCUACGUCGUCGCUCUACUGUAUCCAGUUUACCACACGCUGGGAAGCGACAACUAAAAUAACUGAUACCAAGUCGAAAAGAGCCGACAGAGAACAAACUACAACUGCCUCACCUGGUUUUGAGACCAGAUAGGUAGAGGACUCAGGCCCGCCAUGAAGGGCAGACAUCAGAAGCACAUUGAUGGCAAUGGCCUGAGUGUAUCAUAGAUACACACACAAAUUGAAGUGAUUUCGCUGACCUUAUCUUGGAAUGACACUUGAACGGCUUAUAGAUAAAUACUUGAAAUUACUUUGAAGGCAGAAAGGAUAGUUGUUAAAAAAAAAGCCUUACGAGUAGCCUUACGAGUAGACCAUCUUCUAGGUCCUUGCAUAAUUCCUGAAACCUGCUUGAUGAUGUCAUGUUUGACGUUUGUGUGUGUAACACAUUACUACUUAACUGACAGUACUUGAAUUCGAUACUAAUAUUGUUAAUGUUGUUAUAAUUGUUGUUAUAAUAUUGUUUUGUUUUUUAUUUAAAGUUAUUUUAGUUAUUUAUUUAAUAUGUUAUUUAUUUAAUAUUUUGUGCUAAAUUAUUUGUGAACAAUGAACUAAAUAUGAUAAAUUAAAUAUGUGAACUACA